Molecule: messenger RNA, 1110 nt
Organism: Aspergillus melleus
Lineage: Eukaryota; Fungi; Ascomycota; Eurotiomycetes; Eurotiales; Aspergillaceae
Exons: 1
Coding region: 1-1110 (369 amino acids)
Source: RefSeq, a predicted model, not a curated record
AUGCUCCGCGCACACCUCCUGACCGGCAUUCUGCUGUGCUCUGUCGCUUCUGUCCAAAGCGCGCAUGCCGUCUUCAAGAAACGGCUAACUUGUGAAGACUGCGACAGUGGCCGCCGCUGGGGUGUCACCGCGACGGACCUGGGUAUCCCGUACGUGCAAGACGACGGCGAAAUUGGCUUCCUUUUCGGCGACACGUUGAGCUCGAAGCGGGUGGAGGAUGCGAAAGACUGGCGUUGCCCUGUGAUGCUGCGUUCGCGAAUCCAUCCGGGCGAAGAGGACGGCCUGGAGUUCCAGGGCGCUGCCGGAGUCGACGCAGAUGCAGACGGGCUCGCGCAGCAAAUCACGCAUAAUGGCAAUCGCGGCGACGAUGGCACCAACUCGGGCAUUUGGGAGUACUCGGUGCUUCCCAACGAUGGAAUCAGCUUCCCCGAGACGGGCGAGCAUUUCAUCUCGUACAUGAGCGUCAUGAAUUGGACCGCGCCCUGGACCCCCAACUAUUCCGGCCUGGCGGUCUCCACGGACGGCAACACCUUUGAGCGUCUGGACAAUUCCAAGUGGUGGAAUAACGAAGACAACACCGAUCCCUUCCAGAUGUGGACCAUGCAGCGCGAUGACCAGUGGGUGUACAUCUUUUCUACACGCUCUCCUGUUCAAUUCGGCCCGAUGCUGCUGCAGCGCGUCCGCUGGGACCUGAUCAAGGAUAAGGACGAGUAUGAAUGUUGGGGACUGGAUGGCAACGGCUGGGACUGGGGAGAUCAUUGCUCGCCGAUCCUCGAGGGCACCUUUGGAGAACCGUCGGUGCGGAAGCUGGAAGACGGCACUUGGGCUAUGGUCUAUCUGAAUGCGCCGAGCACGAAUCCUUGGAUCGUCUCCCGCACCGCCAAAAGACCGACGGGCCCGUGGUCCGAGGAGAAGGUGCAGGUAGAACAGGUCGGCGACGGAUCGUUGCUAUACGGUGGCUUCAUUCAUCCCUGGUCGACCACCCAGCCCAACGGACUGUAUCUGAUGGUGUCAAACUGGACGAGCACCGCGCCGCCACCGCAGGGAAACGGCGCUGUGGCGACUUACGAGGGGAUUGCGUCCGUUAACCAGUAUAUCGGCACUUUGUAA